AUGUUCCUCUUUCAAACUAAGAUUACUUAACUUCUAAAGUAAUACCAUGAGUUAGGUUAUAGCAAUUCACAGCAAAGUCAGGAACGGCAUUUCUAUUUGAGAAAGGGUAAGAACUAACAAUAAUAAAAGUGUGAACUAUUUGACUGGAAAAUCAGAAGUGAAAUGCUAAGAACUGGUUUACACAUCAUGCAAGAAAUAAAGUGCAUUAAAUGUAAGACCUAUCUUGGAUGGAAAUAUCUUCAUGCUUAUGAGUAAUCUGAGAAAUAAAAGGAAGGUAAAAUCAUUCUAGAAACAUUAUUUCUAACUAAAAUCAAAUGGAACUGA
Paramecium tetraurelia is the source of this 324-nucleotide messenger RNA. RefSeq lists its product as uncharacterized. The record is from RefSeq and is a predicted model, not a curated record. NCBI's taxonomy places the organism in Eukaryota, Ciliophora, Oligohymenophorea, Peniculida, Parameciidae. The transcript has 2 exons.